Nipponia nippon (crested ibis) is the source of this 5722-nucleotide messenger RNA. Lineage: Eukaryota; Metazoa; Chordata; Aves; Pelecaniformes; Threskiornithidae. The record is from RefSeq and is a predicted model, not a curated record.
AUGGCUUUAUGGAUCUGGACACUGAGCAUUUUGAGCUGUUUCUGCGUCACCUUAUCCAGAACUGAGGAACUGAAAUUUUUUCAGAGUGCUACAGAGCUAAAUCACCUAACAGUGGAUAAUGACACUGGGAUAAUCUAUCUGGGAGUGGUAAAUGCUCUGUAUCAGCUUACAGAAAACCUGGAUGUAAGAAGGUCUGUAGAAACAGGUCCAAGAAAGGACAACAAAAAGUGCACACCUCCCAUUGAUGAAAAUCAAUGUAAAGAGGCAGUACUGACUGACAAUUAUAACAAAUUACUGUUGCUGAACAAGGCGGAUAAAACAAUUGUGGUAUGUGGAAGCCUUUUUAAGGGAAUCUGUGCCAUCAGAGAUCUAGACGACAUUAGCAAUGUGAAGCAUUAUGUAGACACUAGUGGAGAAAAGUCCUUUGUAGCAAGCAACGAUGAGAAUGUAUCGACUGUGGGAUUGAUCACUUCCUUGAAUAACGACCGAGUGCUGUUUGUUGGGAAAGGGAAUGGACCAAAUGAUAAUGGGAUAAUAAUCAGCACUCGGCAGCUCUACGAAAGGGAUGGAAAAGACAUUUUUGAAAUGUACACAGACUCGGCAGCUGUUAAGUCAGCUUAUCACUCGUCAAGCACACAACAAUUUGUGGCAGUCUUUGAGGAUAAAAAUUAUGUUUAUUUUAUUUUUAAUCAGCAAGAGAAACAGCCCGUCAAUAACCGCACACUGAUUGCGCGUCUGUGCAAAGAUGAUGCCCAUUAUUAUUCCUACUUUGAAAUGGACUUGGGUUGCAAAGAUGAUGAUGGUGCCUACGACCACUGUCAUUCUGCUUAUGUCACUACACCAGGAGAAGAGCUGGCUGAGAGCAUGGCUCAGCAGAGGCAAACUACAGAUACUCUCUCAGAUGACAAAGUUCUUCUUGCACUCUUCAGCAAAGUAAACAAAGAUAACGGCUCUCUAAAAUCUGCCAUGUGUGUGUUUUCCUUGCGGCACAUCAAUGAAAAGAUGGAAAAAAACCGGAACGAUUGCUACACUAAAAAGAACACCAGCUCAUUUUACAAACUUUUUGCAACAGAAAACCCGUGUGCAUCACAUGGACUGAAUGCAAGCAAAAAUUUCCCCUGUGGCUCCGAACACUUGCCGUACCUUUUGGGAAGUAAGAAUGGUGUUAUAGAGAAGCCGGUACUACAAAAAGAAGGGAUGAAUCUCACGGCUGUCACUGUGGCUGUGGAGAAUGGGCAUACCGUGGCCUUUCUGGGAACAUCAGAUGGUAAAAUUCUUAAGGUGUUCCUGUCAUCCACUGCAACUGAGUACAGCUCUCUUACUAUUGAGCUAAACAAACCCAUAAAGAAUGACCUUGUCCUUGACCAAACCCAAGAAAAUCUCUACGUGAUGACCACAGACAAGGUGCAUCGGCUACCUGUGCAGGACUGCCACAAAUAUUCAGACUGUGAGAAGUGUACUCAAGCGAGGGAUCCGUACUGCGGCUGGUGCGUGAGAGAGGGCAGGUGCACAAAGAAGGCAGACUGUGGAGCAGCUGAUAAGGAGAACCACUGGCUGUGGAGUCCAAGUGGCACAUGCAUGACUAUCAUUAGUGCAAACCCUCUAAAUAUGAGUCGCAGAGCCCCUGCAAAGGACAGUGAUGUGGAACUGACUGUAAGUCCAUUGCCAGCUUUGACUGAGAGUGACGAGGUUUUCUGUACGUUUGGUGAAACAACCCACUCCGCUCAAUUAAAAGAAGGGGUUAUUAUCUGUGAUCCGCCCGAUAUAAUACCUCCAACACCAAAAGGUCAAGAUCAUGUUUCAGUUCCACUUCAGUUAACCUUUGGCAAGAAAAAGAUAUUUUUUGCAUCACAUACUUACCCUUUUUAUGACUGUGAAGAAGCAAUGUAUCUUUUUGAAAAUCAGCCAUGCUAUUCCUGUGCAAGCAAUAGAUGGAAUUGCCAGUGGGACUGGAAGAGACAUAUCUGUGAAGAGUCCUCUUCAGUACAGGAUGUGAUUAAACAAAAUAUGGAAGAAGAAUGCCCGCAGUUUCUAAACCCAAAUCUUCCAAUAAUACCUAUGGAGUACCAAACAAAGGUGUAUUUUGAGGGAAGACAUCUAGCUUAUUAUCAGGAUAAAACAUUUGUAGUUGGAAACAGACAAUUUCAAUUCGAAGCUCCUGUUGAUAAAUCAGCUGAAGAAGAAUUUUCAUUCAUGAGUAAAGAGUUCUCCUAUAGUGCAAAUGAAACCCUACAGCUUAACUUAUACAUAAGAACAGAUAAGGUCAAGAUUGACAGCAAACUUAUGGUGACUCUGUACAACUGCUCUUACGGACGAAACGACUGCAGCUUAUGCCUCGCAGCCCAUCGCGACUAUAAGUGUGUCUGGUGUGAAGAAGAUGGCAAGCCCAGCAAGUGCGUUUAUGAAAAACUCUGUCACGUUCCUCCCACCGACACGUGUCCUCAUCCAGAAAUCACUCGCAUUGAGCCAAAAACUGGACCACUAAGUGGUGGAAUUCUUUUGACCAUAAUGGGAUCUAAUUUGGGAAUAAAAGCAGAAGAUGUAAAAAAUAUAACAGUGGCAGACAAGGAAUGUCUUUUCAGAGAGGAAUUCUAUUCUGUUUCCACAAGGAUUGUAUGUCAAGUUGGACCAAUGAAUGAACCAAAACAAGGUGAAAUUGAAGUUAACAUCAACGGAAAAUUAGGUAAAUCACCGAGUGAAGUGCUGUUUACAUACCAGGAACCUCAUCCUUCUGGAAUAAGACCUGAAAGUGGUCCACAAGCGGGUGGAACCACGCUUACCAUCACUGGUACAAACCUGGCCACUGGUUCCAGGAAGGAUGUUCAAGUUUCAGUCGGUAGCCAGCCUUGCAAUGUCACUGAAUUUAGAGAUGAGAUCGUUUGUAUUACAGGACCUAAUAGCAAGGUUGAAGCUGUUGAAGUCAAAAUGGACUAUGGGGGCACGACAAUUAGUGUACCAGGGCGGUUUUCAUACAGUGAGAACCCUACUGUCACCAAGUUCCUGCCAGUAAAUAGCUUCAGCAGUGGAGGGAGAAACAUUACAGUAACUGGAACCGGGUUUGAGCUCAUCCAGACUUUCUCGUUGGUGGUAUAUGCAGAACGUCCAGAAGCAGGGAAACUGAAUCUCAAAAGGUUUGAUGGAAAGCUUGUUACAAGACUCAAUGAAACCACGGUGGUUUUUUCUUCCCCGCCAAUACUGGAAGACCCAGAAAACUAUAACAUUACCACAAUUAUUCUAAUGGAUCAUUAUCAUUUGGUUGUAAAAAAUGAGACCCACUCCUUUGCCUAUGUUGCAGACCCAACCUUUGAAAACUUCACAGAUGGCAUCAAAAAACAAGUCAACAAACUUAUUAAUGCAAAGGGCAGUAACCUGAACAAAGCCAUGACCAUAGAUGAGGCCCAGGCUUUUGUGGGUGAUGAGCCUUGCAACAUAAAAACACUAACUGAAACGGAUUUAUAUUGUGAGCCACCAGAAGUACAGCCUCAGCCAAAGAAACGACAGAAGAGAGAUACCAUCAAUAACCUUCCUGAAUUCAUUGUGAAAUUUGGACUCCGGGAAUGGAUCCUUGGGAGGGUGGAAUAUGAUACACGUGUGAGUGACAUCCCACUGAAUCUUAUUUUGCCACUGGUUCUUAUUCCUAUGAUAGCAAUCAUCGGCUUCUCUAUCAUCUGUUACAGACGCAAGAGCCAACAAGCAGAACGAGAGUAUGAAAAAAUUAAAUCACAACUUGAAGGCCUGGAGGAGAGUGUCAGAGACCGGUGCAAGAAGGAAUUCACAGAUCUAAUGAUAGAGAUGGAGGAUCAUACAAAUGAUAUCAAUGAAGCUGGAAUUCCAGUACUGGACUACAAAACCUACACGGACAGAGUCUUCUUCUUGCCCUCCAAAGACGGAGAGAAAGAUGUGAUGAUUACGGGGAAGCUGGAUAUUCCUGAGGCCAGGCGGCAGACUGUGGAGCAGGCUUUGAACCAGUUCUCCAACCUCCUCAAUAGCAAAUCAUUUCUCAUUAAUUUUAUUCACACGCUGGAAAACCAAAGGGAGUUCUCUGCUCGAGCUAAAGUGUAUUUUGCAUCUUUACUGACAGUUGCUUUACAUGGAAAACUAGAAUACUAUACUGACAUCAUGAGGACACUGUUCUUGGAACUGAUGGAGCAGUAUGUUGUGGCCAAAAACCCAAAGCUGAUGCUAAGAAGAUCUGAAACGGUUGUUGAGAGAAUGUUGUCUAACUGGAUGUCUAUUUGUUUAUAUCAGUACCUCAAGGACAAUGCUGGGGAGCCUCUUUAUAAAUUGUUCAAGGCUAUCAAACACCAGGUAGAAAAAGGCCCAGUGGAUGCUGUACUAAAGAAAGCCAAGUAUACACUGAAUGACACAGGCUUGCUGGGAGAUGAUGUAGAGUAUACACAGUUGACAGUAAAUGUAUAUGUGCAAGAUGGAGGAACCGAUUCCAUACCUGUGAAAGUGCUGAACUGCGAUACUAUAUCACAAGUAAAGGAAAAGAUAAUAGACCAAGUCUAUCGAAAUCUGCCGUGUUCUCAGUGGCCAAAAGCUGAGAGUGUAGUUCUUGAGUGGCGUCCAGGUUCUACUGCACAGAUCCUCUCAGACUUGGAUUUAACAUCCCAAAAAGAUGGCAGAUGGAGACGUAUCAACACACUAAUGCAUUAUAAUGUCCGAGAUGGUGCCACGCUCAUCUUAUCAAAAAUGGGAAUUUCCCAGCAGCCAGAGGAUAAUCAGCAAGAUGUCCCAGGGGAAAGGCAUGCACUCCUGGAAGAUGAAAAUAAGGUCUGGCAUCUAGUCCGGCCAGUAGAUGAAAUAGAUGAAGGUAAAUCGAAGCGGGGCAGCGUGAAAGAAAAAGAGAGGACCAAAGCUAUUACAGAAAUCUACCUGACCAGACUUCUUUCUGUGAAGGGGACACUUCAGCAGUUUGUAGAUGACUUCUUUCAUAGCGUGCUGAACUCGAACCACGUGGUGCCACCAGCUGUGAAAUACUUCUUUGACUUUCUUGAUGAGCAAGCAGAAAAACAUGACAUCAAGGAUGACGAUACCAUUCACAUCUGGAAAACAAACAGCCUGCCUCUUAGAUUCUGGGUAAACAUACUGAAAAAUCCCCAUUUCAUCUUUGAUGUUCACGUUCACGAAGUAGUGGAUGCUUCCUUGUCAGUCAUUGCACAGACUUUCAUGGAUGCUUGCACAAGAACAGAGCACAAAUUAAGCAGAGAUUCUCCGAGUAAUAAAUUACUUUACGCGAAAGAAAUCUCUAACUAUAAGAAAAUGGUGGAAGAUUACUACAAAGGUAUUCGUCAGAUGGUGCCAGUUAGUGACCAGGACAUGAAUACCCAUCUAGCAGAGAUUUCUAGGGCACACACCGACUCCUUAAAUACGCUUGUGGCUCUACACCAACUCUACCAGUAUACUAACAAAUACUAUGAUGAGAUUAUAAAUGCACUUGAAGAGGAUCCAGCUGCACAAAAAAUGCAGCUUGCCUUCCGUUUACAGCAAAUAGCAGCUGCGUUAGAGAAUAAAGUGACUGACCUUUGACUCAAAAGCCGCAAUAAAGAAAUCUGAUCUGAAGAUGUUCAAAUUCAUUCUUCCUGUUAAGGAAAUAGUGUUCUAUUUUUUAAUGUAUAAUUACAACUUUAAAUGAAAGAUUUCAUGGUUUUUUGAUAGCAGAGGUGUAAUGUAAAAAAUUUUUACUGUAAAUUAUGCUUCUAAUUAAAAGCUGUGUUGU